Molecule: messenger RNA, 16812 nt
Organism: Spirometra erinaceieuropaei
Lineage: Eukaryota; Metazoa; Platyhelminthes; Cestoda; Diphyllobothriidea; Diphyllobothriidae
Source: the annotation of a GenBank genome assembly
AUGCCCGAUCUACAGUUCACAAUGGAAGAGGAAGUGGAGGACAAACUUCCAUCCUUGGAUGUUCUCGUCUGCCGCCAACCAAAUGGCGAACUAGCGACGUCGGUCUACAGAAAACCGACGAACACGCUGCAAAUUCUCAGCUACAACAGCAACCACCCGCCACAACACAAACGAAGCUGUGUCCGCACGCUGUACCGACGGGUGGAAACUCAGUGCAGCACGCCAGCCGCCAAACUGAAUGAGAUUAAGCUCCUCCGAGAACUUUUCAGAGCCAAUGGCUAUCCACGGGCAUUCAUUGAACGAAGCCGGAGGCAGCCAAAGAAACGGAACGAGGAGCACAGUCAGCCAAACUCGUGGCGGAGCAUUCCGUACAUUAAAGGGGUCUCCGAAGUCGUGGCUCGAUCACUCGCGCCACUCGGAAUAGGUGUUGCCCACAGGCCUGACUCAACAAUCCGCCGGCAAGUGAUGCGGCCGAAAGAUCCGAUCCCUAAGCAGGAGAUGUCGGCCGUUGUCUACCGACUUCAAUGCAGCUGCGGAAGUUGCAAAUACGUUGGGGAAACCGGCCGACGGCUGCAAACGCGAAUGCACGAGCAUAAGUUGGCCGUGCGAAGGUUGGACCCAAAGUCGGAGGUAGCAACCCACGCCGCGCAAAUGGGACACAUCUUCAACUUUGACGCCGUUGAGAUUGUGGGCCGGGGCAGCGAUCACACAGCAAGGCAAGUGCAAGAAGCCUGGAUGUCCACCGACCGCUCUGUCAACCGCCACAUCAAUUUGCCUCCCCCUUAUCUGACUUUACGAACCUUCUUAGCGGGGGACAGUCACGGCGCGGGACAAUCGGGGCCGUCAGUCAUCACCGCGGCCGACGGGGGCGAUUCAGGUCACGGUGACAUGCGGGUUGGAUGCAGCCACACAGGCGGCAUUGGCGGAUCACGCAUUGGACAAAGGGCGCCAUAAUAAGGAGUGCUGUGCACAGGACCUCCCAGUCCCUGAAGAUGGGUAGACGAGUAAACUACCCGAAACGUCGGAUCUCAAAUAAACCCCUCCCGGUGAACGCCCACUCUUCUUUUGACCUAACUAUAACCACUAAUCCUAAGCCCUAACCCCUAACCCCAACCCCUGCAAUAUUGUGUCCAUCAGGUGGGGCUACCAAACCACAUCUCACCUGCUGGGACUAAUUUAAAGUAUAAUGUCAGUUCGCAAAGUUCUCCUUUCAUGACUAGUUUUAUCGCGCCAUUCCGACACCACCUAAGCAUUCGUCAUAAUUUUGUGUUGGGAUCGUGGUGCUUGACACAGUUUGUUCAAGAAAACGCAUUUCCUGCGCACUAUACCCUUAGGCUGGAACGUUGCAUAGAAAAUUGUCGAACACCCCGGAUUCGAGAAUGAAUUGAGUGUUUCCUAUCCCUUUUCGAUUAGUGACGAUUUACACUUGCAAUUGGGCCCCUGAGCAGGAGAACAAACUUUUGCAAAAUCUGCAUGUCGUUCUUCAAAAAAGUGCACUAAGUGUAGCACAAUUUACACACGUAGACAUAAACUCAAAAACUAAAUAACUCGCUAUCCACACGAGUUUCUGCCUUCAUUACUUCUGGUUUUACAUUCCAGACGACGUACUUCAGAGUGCAGAAUCAGACUCAGGCUGUAAUCAAACUGCUGAUCGCUACCGAGGCAAGAGAACGCUCCCGGUAAUUGAUUGGACCGAAUUCUCCAAUGGGCUUCGAGUACCAGCUCGACUGCAAACGGUUGCACAGGCACCAGGUAUCUGUCUAGCUGCCUUCCCAGCCGUAUUUCACUCAAGUUUGUAAUUAGCCUUAGUGGAAAUCAUUCGAAAUAUGCAAAAUCCUUUUACGUUCGAAGUCGAAGACUCGACCUUUUUCUGCAUUUCGACCACCUGAGUUAGGGUUAACGCGUUCUGCCGCAGGCUGGUGUACGUGGAUAACACCCGAGGCUCGAUCCCGCGACCUGUUAGUUAGAAGUCCAACGCCGCUAACCACUGAGCCACGGGCUUUUUGUCCUAUCGGUUGCCAUCAGGAAUAUACAAUGGUAAAGGCACGCUCACCGAUCGUUCUUACGGAACACACUCGUCCCGUUGUGCCUUACGGGCACAGUGGUUAGGGGCUUUGGACUUCUAACCAACAGGUCGCGGGAUGGAACCCCACGUGUUGUACGCCGCAGCUUUGGGUACGACUGGGUGACGACCGGCUAAUAAGUCAGAAAUGGCCAUUCCAGCUGUCCUUGUCUUUGUCCGUAAUGUCAUUUCGCCCAUAUCAUUCGCCGUUGUGUGGUUGCUGCUGGUGGUGAGGGACAGGGAGAGAGAGAGAGAAAGUGAGCCCCAAGGCACAGCGGAACGAGUGAGUUCCACAAAUCGGUUUCUGUAGUGUCUCUGUAUAGCAUUAGCAGAGUGAGAACUCAAUCGUAGAGCUCAGGGCCAAACAACCACACUGGACUUAAGAAGGCCAUACGGAGACAGCCCGACGGCGAGUUUACUCGGUGAAGAAGAACAAGAACCGUCAGGCCGACCACCCGACACUGGUUCAAUCACCUCCCCCCGGCGGAGUGAUAAUUCACAAAGCACGCAGACAAAACGCCCGUCAACCAUACCCCGAGAGGCCGAGGCAGCGAGAGGGGAGAAAAAUCGAUUAACACGAGGCCGACCUACGUGACAUGCCACCCGGGAUUUCUAGUCAAUUAAGUGCAAUUUACGUUUUGUCAAUGAAGAGCCGACCAAGCUCUUCAAAAAGUCAGCAUCUAAAUAAACCUUUUCUGGUGAGUCCAUCUUCUUCAAAUAAUAAACCCGGAUCUCUCCACUUUGCCAAUCUGAGUGAGAACUCAAUUAAGCUGAUACGAGCCUGCACGGCUCCCGGACACAAAAUCGGACAACCGUCAUACCACCAGUCUACGGAGUAUUCUUUAAGCAAGCGGACAUAGUAGGCUAUGCAGAGGAAAAGGCAGACGCCACAACUAGCACGAUCGCCCCGUCAGCUUUACUUGCACACAAGAUGGUCACGAAGGGCGCGCCGAUCUGACAACUAAAUGAUAAGCAGCAGUUUCGUUGGGUCUGCCUGCAGUACGUCGACGCCACCUCCCGCAUAAGAACAGUGGUAGGCAUGUUUACCGGCUGAAGCGGCGGCUAAGUAAUUAGGAGGGCGGACAAAGUGCUGCGAUCGUCCAGACCGCCGCUAAGAAUACGGCGGCCGUUCUUACCUAGGAAUAUCGUUUGCACUCAGUCCUCGUUAAUGGACUGUGGAUCCGACCGCCCGAAACAUCAGUGGGGCAGCAUAAUGUCGGAAUGCAGGCAUAUCCUGGCGCCUGCAUCAGCGUGCAAUGGCCGCAUGCUGGACGCCAGCCCCCCUAACUUGCAGUUCGCAAUUUUCUCAUAAAGAAAAUGAUUUAAGAUUUAACUUUACAAGCCACAUUCGUAAGAGCAGAUACAUGACGUUUCAUGAACGGCCAUUGAACGGUAUUAAAUAAUCUCACAAUUAGAAACUUUUUUAAAACCGAAUUAUACUCUUCUUUCGAGUAUGAAUUUGGAAAAAGACGUGAGUUUCUACCGAAUAAGUAAAAGAAGGAAUAUUUUUAUGCAUGUUUUCCAUGAAAUACAAUUGAAUUUUCAAGGGCAUCGAAAAUCAAUGAGAAAAUUGCAUACUACUUAAGUAGUCAUUUGUGCAGAGUAGAGAUCUUGCAUGCAGCCGAAAAUGAGUUCUUUCGAAAGCCAACACCCUGAGGUAACUGGAUCAUUAUAGAUUUAUGCUGCAUCUUGAUAAGUUUUACAACACUAUUUAAUUUAUCUUUUCGAAACGAGAAUGCAUUUCGAAAUUUUGGUUGACAUUUUAUGAGUUAGCACAUCUACUGUAAACGUGAGUUGUAUUCACAAUCAUCCAAAGAAAAUGGGUCAGAAUGACAUUUAGCACAUAGUAGGGGGCUGCAUUUGUUCGUUUUUCCCCAAGCCGACUCUCUUGGUCUGGAAUAGGUUCCCCGUCUGCAAAUGCCGCCUGUCUUGUCUUAAGUCCUACUGAUCACUGCGAUGGUGCCUCCGUGUUACGGAAUGCCGAAUUAGAACGCCGGAGACGUCAAGAGACCUCGAUAUAUCACGCAGGGUUCAUUUUCAAGAUUCAAAAACUUCGUGCACUCCUCAGGAGAUUUUGUGAAAAAAGUGGUUGAGAGACAGAUGAAUGCGGGGUGAUUUCCAGGAGAUAGUUAAAGGUAUACGAAGCGCGGUCUCUUAAACAUGAGUUGUAUUCGCCUGUCAUUUCGGACUGAAACUACAACGCAUCAUCAGAGAAGGCAAGAGAUAGGAACCUCUGGCUGUCUCUAAUAACAGAUGUGAGUGUGAAGGCGAAUGGUCUGAAGGAUGAAAUUCUCUUUUCCGGGAUCCUCUCUCCUUCCCACGAGGUCUGAGGACAUAACCGAGUACUCCGCGCCUCCUGCAGUAUAUGUGUUAACUCACGAAAUUUUAGCCGAAAUCCCGAGAUGCGUUUCUGACUCGAAAAGAUUACUUACGUAGGGUUUUAAUAUUAAUCACCAUGCAAUAUGAUCCAAAGAUACUCCAGUCACUUCAAGAUGCCAGCUUUUGUAUGGACUUCUUUCCAGCUGCCUUCAAGAACCACACUCUGUAGAGAAUGACUACUCAAUAAGUGUGAUUUUUUCUCAUUGAUUUCCGAUGCUCUUAUAAAGUCAAAUCUAUUUCAUAGAAAACAUGCCUAAGAAUAUCCAUUAUUUAACUCAUUUAGAAGUCGGUUACGUCUUUUUUAAUUUUUUACCUGAAGGAAGGGUGUAAUUCUGUUUUAAAAAAAUUUCCACUCAUGAGAUUUUUAAGACCCUGAAAUGCCCGUUAACGAAACCUCGUUGCUUGUAAAGUUUGCAAUUGGCUCAAAUCCGCUGUCGAAUUUUAUGAACCUCGUACGGUCUCCUCUUCAUAUCGUAUAGAAAUGUACAAUUAUCCGUAAACGCUAAAUAUAAAGCCUGUGGUUUUGAAAUCCUGAAUGCAAGCGCAGCGGCGGGUCAGGUUCAAAAUGAUUUCUGAGUUGAAAAGUUUCUCAAAACCGAAUUAUACCCUUUCUUCAAAUAUAAAAUUUAAAGAAGACUUUAUUUUAUACCAUAGUAAUAGAAGAAUCAAUGAUUUCAUGCAUAUUUUUUAAGAAAUAUCUUUGCGUGGCAUCGAAAAUCAAUUUAAAAAAUCCAUACUGCUGAAGCAGUAAGUAGUCCUCUAUGGUAUACACGCGGUACAACACCUAAAAAUUUCAUGCUUUGACUUAUUUCCUGCCAUUAUUUGAUAUUUCCGGACCACCUUUUGUUUCCUUGCGCAGACAAAACGCAAAAGAACAUCAGAUUAGGGCUGCUUAAAAGACCGCAAGUAAUUAGUAAGCCACAGUGCCUCGCGCGAGGGACAGUACGCAAACAACCGCGUUUCAAGCCACCCUUUGAACUGUUGUUUUGAUUUGUGGCUCUGCCAUUACUAGUAGUUCGCAGUUUGAUGCCUGUCACCGUCCGUGGCAUGCAACCUUCGCGUAGGUUGCCUAUCACAGAAGACGCCAGCACGCUGGGGAGGGAGGGGGGAGCUGUUUGAGCUUCUCUCCCCUUUUGGCCUUUGUCGCAGAAGCCCACUUUGUUUUCCUGUCAGGUGAGGGAUGCUUACCGCUACAGAAAACGACUCUCCGGAAUGGGCGACGACGCCCAAAAGCAUACGCGUUUUGACAAGUCGCCAGCUCAGAAGUACGCAACUUGAUUGGUGGUGGUGGGGGGGAUGGUGCUGUUUUGAUUCUAAGCCUGACUGCAUCGGGCGCACCAUUUCUUUUAGUGCGCACGUUUCUUUCGUCAGCUGACUGAAUGUGCAUACCUUUUAAGCUAGAUCAAAUAGAUGUUCAUUCUGCGCACGUCGCUGACGUUUCCGUGGCGUUUGCAAGUAUUUUGAAUGCACAAAAAGAGCUUUUUUUAACUAGUAGCUUCUGUAAUUUUUAUUGUAAACAACAAUUAAAACUACAAAGAAGCAGUAGAUACGGGAAAAACCUAACUCCAGACAGGGGGGGACUUUGCGUGUCCUACAAAUGGCGACAUUGAAACGGUAUGGGUAAGGCAAAUUGUUGUAUAGACCCAGUACAAAUAAAGCUCUCGCCAAUAUCAGGUCGCUGUGGCGCGAAUAAACAUUCCGGCAAAGGUCCGUUAGAAGGGCUUGUCGCACGUCGGGCGUGAUGCGAGAGAGGAAAAAGGAAGUACCGUGCGUGACCGAUCUCAUGAAAUGUUGGCCAAAAUUAUGGAAUGCGUUUCCGAUUAGGAUUAUUUAAGUGGGUUUGUUAUACUGAUUAUCAUGCGGCAUGACCCUAUAACAUUUUGGACUCGCCAGUAUGUUGGCUUUCCAAUGCAAUUUUCUGACCUCCUGGAUAAACCACACUCGGUGAAAAAGGACUACUUAAGCAGCAUGCGUUUUUCCUACUGAUUUUCGAUAGGCUUAUAAAUUCAAAUAUAUUUUACAGAAAAAAUGCAUGAAAAUAUGCUUUCUUUUGCUUAUUUGGUAGGAAAUCACACUGUCUUCAUAUUGUAUACCCGAAGAAAGUGUGUUCACGAGGAACAUAAGUAAACGGACAUGUGCGGUCUUGCAUGAAUGAACAGCGCACGGUCUUAAAAAUCUCAUAAUUGGAGACUUUUCUAAAACCAAAUUGCGCACUUUCUUCAAGCAUAGCAUAUGGAGACAAUGUGAUUUCCUACCAAAUGGGCAAAAUAAAGCAUAUUUUUGUACAAGUUUUCUGUAAAAUAUAUUUCACUUUAUGAGAAUACAAAAAAUCAAUAGGAAAAAUGCAUUCUACCUAAGCAGUCAGUUUUCCCGAGUGUGGUUUCUGCAGGAGGUAGCAAAAAAGUGCAUUCAAAAGCCGACAUCCUGGCGAGUCCGAAAUGUUAUAGGGUUAUGCCUCAUGAUAAUCAGUAAAUAACACCACUUAAGCAAUCCUUCCUAAUCGGAAACGCAUUCCAGAAUUUUGGCCAACAUUUCAUGAGAUCAGUCACGCACUGUAGUUCCUUUUACCCCCUUGCAUCACACCGGACGAACGACAAGCCCUUCUAACGGACUUUAGCCCGGAACUAAUUGUCGCGAUCGACUAAAACGGACUGAGGCACGUGAGCGUGCUCGAUGAAGCAAUAAGAUCAGGCAACCUGCGGACACGAAAUACGCGUUAUUGUAAACCAAGUUUAAUUGUCGUUCCUAUUUUACCGUACGUAAACAAGAAUACGGUAAAGUUCAGGUGUACAAGAAAAUGCGAAGAAAAAACUGAAAAUGUGCAUCAAAUUUGAGUUAGAGUAGAUGUGAGUUCGGUAAUGACGUCUUAAAAUCAAGCCUUUAAGAAAUUACCCGAAUGUGAUUAAAUUCACGUCUCUCGGCGGGGCCGCGUAGCGCGGGUGGCUAGAGCGUUGACUGUACUAAAGCCUCCCCUUACUGUCAUGGGUUCGAAUUCCACCGAGGGUUUCACAGUUGGGCCACAAUGAAGCGCAUAACAAUCGAAUCCCACUAUUGUUUUUUAUAGCCUAGCUGGGUGAGGGCCGACCGCGGAAUUUUUAGGCGAGAAUAGCUGUCAGGAGACUAAUUACUAAAAGAUCCUGCCUAGGCGGAUUACCUUCCGUCCCUCCCUCUGUUUCUGAUUGGAUAACUAGUAACCGACCGCGCAUAGGCAGUUCGUCCUGUGGCCGCAGGUAUGAUUGAUGGAGUUUGUUUUGUCAUUAGGCUUGACGUUUGAUGUUUAUCGUGGCAAGUUCACAUAUUUCUGUGCUCCCACUGCUGCUAAUCUGUUGCCUAGCACAGGUAUGUGUGCUAUUUGCACGCAAGCUUAGUUCGCCUACGUAAAAAACUUACAAGGUCUUGGAUUCAACCUUAGGAAGGGGGAGGGGGAGGCGCAUUGGUAUGGGAGUUAGGCGAUUAUGCAAGCAAAUUCCGAAAUCCAUAGCGUGCAGUCCCUUCACUACACCAGUAAAUUAUGCCUAAAUAUGGAAUUGAAGUAAGAAGACGAGAGCGAAUGAGCAUAAAAUCGGAGGUUUAUAAAUUACAGCAAUUAAAUCAUGCUGGUUGAUCAUGUUUGACUUUGCCUUCUGGUAAUAAGUCGUAUCCGAAUAACGCGGUAUAAGGGUUGUCUCAAAGUAGGCUAAGGAUGCCAAAAGGCUAGAUUUAGAACGUUGGAAUUCCUGAAAUCUGACGAAUGCCUCAGAGUGGAGGAGUGGACCACUCGGGCUUCUUAAGUCUGAAUGUAUUUGGUAUGCACCAAAUGUUUUUUCCGCUAGUUGUUUUUAACCUGAGUCUGGGCGAUAUUUCAACCGGCCCCGUGUGCACAGCGGACUGGACGCAAAAUAACUUACGGACGACGUAGCACAUCCUCCCUUCCCUUCACUGUCUAUAGAAAAGCAAUAUCAAAGCAGUUGAGGGUGGGCGCGAGUACGGUGUCCGACAAAGCCAAACAGUCCGUCUACGCGUGCCAAGUGCGCGACCUGAUUCACCCUCUAGAUGUACUGGGUAGCUGGGAUCUCACAUACCUGAGAGUGUCCUAAAGGUCACCUUAACUGGAAGUGGCGGCCGCUUAACCGUCAUUUUUGAGGAAGUUCAGGCUUUGAGUCAGUUGACCGCGAUUCCUAGCGCGCCGGAUUUAUUGUUAGCGAGGGAGUUAGUGAAGUCUCUUGGGAUAGGAUUCCCGUCGGCGUCUUUAUUCUACCCAUCCUCCCCACUGACCGUUUCGCAUACCGUACUUUCACCCUAAAGUGCAUCGUAAGUCUACGCCAAGGCUUUAUUAAUCGUGUUCGUCGACGUAGAUUUUACCUGACUGGAUUGCGUCCUUCCACGUGUAAGUUCUGCUAAUGGACCUCUGGGAUAUGGUCGACCCUUAAUGGGCAAGUGUUUCAUAACGCACUAUUUCGCGAUUGACAGUCCGUCAAUACCUAACACAUAGAGUUGUUGCACUUAAUAUCAGAAUUUUGUUCAUAAAUCGCUCCACAAGUACACUUUUUAGAAUUUUAAUGCAGUUCAGUUUUGUAUUCUCUUCCCCUGGAGAUUCUAGACAAGGAUUCGGUUUCCGUGACAUACAAGAAUCCAUGAUAUUCGCCUUCCGCGAUAUUAUUGACCUAGCCGGGCAAAAUCAUCCAGCUCGUUUUCCAUAAUGACAUUUCAGGAUAGUAUUUUACUGCUUUUCUACUGAUGCGUGAAAUAUGCUUAAAUUAUUAAAGAACUCCUGUCCAAUCUGAAACUGUUUCAAAAGCAUCCACAAAAGCGUCAAACUAAUAAUAAACACCCUCUGGUUAAAUGUAAACGGAAAAUAAGUAUUAUUGACACUACUUCAUUGAUGAAAAAGGACAAUUUUGUAACAAAUGCGAAUGUCGAGGACGGAAAAAGUCGUAUCACAUGAAUAAAUCCGCUUUAUUGUUUUCACACACACGCUUUCAUUAAAUAUGCUCGACACCUAGUGUCAUAUAAGGUCAAACACAAAGUCAGUUGCCCAAAGUCCAGCCGCAGGUUUCCUGAUCUUUCCGCGCAAAAUAGAUACAAGCUUUCAUUUUUACACUGUCUAAUAUAAAGCUAUCAAAAGCAAAGGGCAUUUCGAUGAUUGGGAUGUCACGCAAAUAAAAAUUUCGGCAACGGUACAGAGUAGGACACCACUUAACUGUCAGUAGACUGCGGAUCACGCUAUAGGCGAUUUAUGGUAAAGGGCGUUUUAUGGGUGGGGCAGCACGCUAGGCAGUAAGCUGGCAGAAUGAAAGAAAACACAGAAAUUGCCUGGAUUUAUACCGCAAGUCUUAUCCUACGCUAUUGUACGACAACGGAAAUGAGAGUAGUAAGUAAACAAUCAAGUAAAUUUCAUAAAAUAAUGGAUUCUGAGUUAAGACAUGAGUUCGUGGGAAGUGAUCGUUGUUGAAAGUGUAAGUUCUGCAACAGCCUACAAAUGCUUGCCAGGAUAUAACCCCAUAUGACGUGAUCCACCGUCUAUUGACAGUUAAUUGGGGUCCUUCUCUAUACCGUUGCCAAAAUUUCAAUAGGUUCAUAUUGUUAACACGCAAUCGUGAACUUACCAUUUUGUGUAUAUUAAAGAAACGAUUUUUCCGUAAAAUAUAUUUCCGUUUUUCUGUUGGUGUAGUACGUUGACUUUAGGAUAUUCCUUGAAGUAUUGGUAUAGCCUUCACGAUUUUUGGUUUUAAAUCGAUUGCUCUAACAAGGUACCAAUUUAAAAAGAGCUUCAAUGCUGUAUUCUUUUGAUGGCUGUUCAUAUAAUUUACCUUUUGCACGAACAAGCCAAGAAUCACUUGUGGUUUCAGGAGGUUUAUUUACUUUCUUAAAAGAUACUGGCAUUUAUUCUGUUGAAAACUGAAUAAGUAACUCUUUCAUCAUAUUUCCGCUAUUUUCGUUAGCAAAGCUAAUUUUUAGUCUUCAUUUUACGAUUAUGAAUGCGCAGAAUACUCGCCACUUGAGUUUCAAAAUUAUCCAUGGGUAGGAACUAGACCGCGCAAAAAGCAUCUUCUCAUAUGUUCAAAAUGGAAAAUGAUCAUUUGAUGAUGAUCACUUGGACGGAUGCCACUGAGGUACUCGCAAAUGGCAAAUCAGUAUCGACAUGUUUAAACAAAACUAUUACUGCACUUAGGGCAUAAAUCUGCAUAGAUUUACAAAUUUCACUUUUAAAAAUCGAUAAAACGUCUAGCUUCCAAAAAUAGCAUCUUGUUAGUAACCAGUUUGUCACAAUUUGCUUUCAAGUGCAGCAAAUCUUCUUCGGUAAAACUCUUGAGUUAAAUUAGUCUCCGCUAAACGAAAAACGUGCUCGGAUGCAUACACUAAGCCUAGGACAACUAUAAACGUAGGUAAUUGUCCCAAUACAAUGCAAUGUUGAGUUUCGUUGGAAUUUAAAAUCAUCUUGCCUGACAAGAUCACUUGAAACAUUAAUCUGCACAAAACAGAACAUUUUCCGAAAGAGGCUGGGCAAAUUAGCAAAAUUCACAACGUUUUAGGUAUACGGUUAAAGACCAUCGACUUUAUGACUUGGAGAAACUUACUGAUUCUCGAGAUAGUUGAGCUGUUGAUAUUCGAUAAGUAGAAGUGGUUGCUGGUUCGCGCUAAGUACAUUCACAAAGGCUCUUUCGCAUAAUUAAAGACUUUCUCUCACUGCAUUAAAAUGUUAUCGCCGAUACGAACCCGGGGGUGGUUAGUACUAUUUCUCCAUCAACUUAUAAAUGCGCAACUUCUUUCGCCUCGAGUUUCGGAUUGAUGCCUUUUUUUGAAACAGCCCCUCAACCUGCCAGUGCCCGAAUGAGCGUCACACACAGCCGUGCCAGACAAUUUCAGCCGAAACCUCCUGAAGAUCGAGAUGUGAGGUACAGGUUCUCCUGCGGAAAGAACACGGAGGCCCAUGCAGUUGCGAUUGAAUGCAUGCGAGACACGAUGCAGGUACGUCGGUCUUGCCAAACUGUAUAUUUAACAGUAGAUUGCCAGAGUCUAAGCACUUGUUGCAUCUUCCUACAGGGCCUACAUUCCGUAGGAGGACGUGUUUUUCAUACUUUGUUUUAAAUUAUCGUUGCCUGACAGUCAUGACAGUUCGACCGUCGCGACCGACGGGGUCCAUCGUGGGCCCCCCGGUAGGCUGAGAGCAAGCCCGAAGACUUGCGCGUGGUUUCUUCUAUAGUGGUAGUAGACUUGUGCGCAAAUUCCCAUUGUAAAAUUCAAAAGGCAAUUUGACGAGCAUACGUCUGCCUUCGAUAAAUUCUUUUCACGCCUCUACAUUUAUAUGGCUAUUGAAGUAAUGAACUAAAGGUUUCGGCAAGUAAAUAAUUAAGCCAUAGGUCGGGUUUGGGGAGCGGAGGGGGAGAGUGAGACACCACAAUUCCAGUCAGCGCCAGGGAGAAGGUGGGUCCCGGCGAAGGUAAUUACAUGCGAGUGGCUGGCUUGGUGGCUUUGAGCCAUGGUAACUGUGGGACCUGUAUGAGGUUCUUCUGUGCGCAUAGGACCGGUCCCCGUAGCCUGAUUGCAGCCGCCUCUGCCGUAGCCAACAAGCGCUGUCCAAGCAGUUUUGGAUAGCUUGAUGGGACCUUGUAAAUCACUCUGAAGGCCUCUCUGGCGUCUACACCAUGGUCUGUGUCCACCAUGUGCGCGAGAAUUGGGCUGUUGAUGUUCUUUAUUUAACCCUUUCCUAACCAAGCUGGGAGAUGUUCUUUUAUUCUUUUGGACAAACGCCGGCUCGUGCGACCAAUAUAUUCUGCCCCACAGGAGCAGGUGAAUGAGUAAAUACAUAUAUAGGUGGUCUGAGUUAGUAGUUUGUCCUCGCCCUCUUCGUAUAGGAUGGGACUGGUGGAGAACAGUACACGGGUGUCAACUGCUGGAAAGGUCUGUGAUACAGACCAUAUAAAUGUACAGGCCUGAAGAGAAUAUAUCGAAGGCAGACGCAUGCACGCCAAAUUGCCUUUUAAAUUAUCGUUGCCUGGCAGUCCGUAGUAUAGUCAUGACAGUCCGACCGUCGCGACCGACAGGGUCCACCGUGGGCCCCCCCGGUAGGCUGAGAGCAGGCCCGAUGACCUGCGCGUGACUGCGUUUAUAGUGGUAGUAGACUUGUGCCAUACGUAUAUCUAAUGCGCCCAGUCGAUUAGACUAGGCAUAGUAUGCACAUAGAAGAGAAAGAGAGGAAUUUGCUUUAUUUUGAAAUCGUAUGUUCAAAAUUUUCAGCAAAUAUUGACUCAAUUCACUAUGGGCAGUAAAUAAGUUAAUAGAUUAUUCAAGAGUCAAAGUUUAACACAAAAAAACGAUUAAUAUGGGGAUAGUUCAAGUCUUAGCUUCUGUAUUUCUGUCUUUUCGCACGUAAGAUAGCGCGCUAGGAAUGGCAAUACAGAAGCUCGAUAAGCCGAUGUGCGACAGGAUAUAAGUCGGAAGUUGCGGCGCAUCGGGCGGGAAGACUUCGCAGACAUAAGAUCGGAAUGUUAGGGAUGGGCAACGUCAUUUAGAAUUCGACCAGCAAAUUGCUUGACCGCAUUGAAUAGUCGUUUUAAGAAAGUGUCGACUAAAAAAGAUAAGAAACACCAGCAGCAGAAGAGAGCAUGCGGAGGACUCGUUUCAAAAUUAAAAGAUCCUUUUUUAGCAAAGCAGGAGAAAUGACAGGAGAACAGUAUAGGAUAAGAGGAAGAAUGCAGACAUAAAUGAAUCGCCAGACUAAGGGUUGAGGUGUGUGGUAGGAACGUAAACGACGUAUGUAGUAAAGAAGUUUACGAACUUUAAUAAAUAGGGACUCAAUAUGGAGGGAAAAAGAAAGAUUUGAGGACAAAGUAACGCCGAGGUACCUGAAAGAGGAUACUUCGUCAGGAAGAAUGUAAGAGGAAUCAGGGUUAGGAGAGGGCCACAGUCAAAAAAUACACUGAACGGAUUUUUGGUUGUUCAUUAGGAGACCAUUUUCCUCCGACCACGCUAGGACAUGGUUUAGGCCAUCCUUUAGAGACCGGAGAUGUGUCUGACUUUUGAGAGGGUGUCCAAAAAGAAGAGGAAAAAAGUUGGCUGAUAAACAGUCUAUUUAGUCUGUCAAUCUCUGUUUUUAUUAAGACGGUAACGUCCUUAAGGCUAUCACGUAAGCUAAGCUUGUAAAGGAGUUCUUUUUUACGUCUUAACGAUUUCAGAUAGGGGGCAGAAAUUCUAUCCGGUCGUACCAUAACAGUAUCAAGAGGGCAGCAAAUUCGAUUGUCUGAUGCUUAAUCACCGAAAACUUGGGGUGCGAACCCCAUAUCAUAGAGACGAAAGGUUAGGUACGGCUGACUGAAAAGGCCUAGUGUGACAUAGUAAUCUUCCUUGACCUUGUCGGUUCUUCUCUCCGUGAAAAUUGAUCGCUGUGCGAUUGCCGGUGAAAGGGCGAUUCAGGGCGAAGGGGGACGGAACAUGUCUCGUAGGCAAAAAAAAACAUUCUAACAACAUAGGUCAGUAUAGGUCAGUAUAUUUUAAGCGUAAUAGGCAAUGCCUUUGAAAACCCUAUACGGGUACAGGUGAAAGCGGUGAUCCCGGCAGAGGUCAAGGCGAUCCUCACAGACCGUCCUGCUUUCUUGUCCGCAUAAGUAAUAGUCGCGAUGCGAACGCCGGCGUGGGCUCUUGACUGAGCCUCACGGCGCAAAGCGGCGGACAUGCUCUGUAACCUGAUCAGAAGGCGGCAGUAAAGCAUGGAUAGCCACCCCGGUCGCCCUUGUUCUUUUUGGCACUCCCUCCUUUGCGUAUAGAAAACAUGCAUAAAAUAUUUAUUCUUUUACUCAUUUGGCGGCAAAUUGCGUCUUCUAAAUUUUUUGCCUGAAUAAAGGGUUAUUUUGGACUUAAAAAACCUUUCCAAUUCCCGAAUAAUUUUGAACCUGAUCUGCUGUUAUAGUUGCAUUCAGGGUUUCCAAACCACAAGUUGUAUAUUUUUCCCGCACAGAAAGUCAUGCAUUUCUAUUCUUUAGUAAAAUGAGACUUUACGGGAUUUUAAGAUGUAGCAGUGGAUUUGAGCCAUAUUAUAAACUUUAAAAGCAACAUUUGUCAAUAGGGAAACAAGGUGUUUUGUGGAAGGGCAUUUCACGACCCGAAAAAGUCUCAUAAUUAGAAACUUCUUAAAACCGAAUUAUACACUUCCUCUAGGUAUAAAAUUUUAAGAAGACGUAAUUUUCGACCAAAUGAGUAAAAUAAUGGAUGUUUUUAUGCCUGUUUUCUAUAAAAUAUAUUUGAAGUUAUAAGGGCGUCGAAAGCCGGUGAGAAAAAUUUAUUCUAAUUAUGUAGUCUUUGCAGGCGACCGAAAAGAGGCUCGUUCAAAAGCUGGUGUCCCGUAAAAAUGGUUACUUAAGUAGUCUGCAUUUUUCUCAUCGACUUUCGAUGCCCUUAUAAACUUCAACAUAUUUCGUAGUAAACCUGGACAAAAAUAUUCAUUCUUUUACUCAUUUAGAAGAAGGUUAUAACCUUUUCAAACCGUGCACUUGGCGGAAGGGUAUAAUCCGUUUUUAAAAACGUUUCCAAUUAUGAAAUUUUCUUGGACCGUGAAAUGUUCGUUCAUAAAACAUAUUGUCUCUGCAUUUUCUUAUGUUGCUUGUAGAGCCUAUAAUAUGGCCCAAAUAUACUGCUAAAUUUUAUGAAACCUGUAUGAUCUUCCCUUAUCAGCGCAUAUAAAUGUACGAUAUUCUGUACACGGAAAAUACACAAAUUAUAGUUUGGAACCCUUAAAUGCGAGUGCAAUGGCAAGUCGGGUUUGAAAUCAUUUGGGAAUUAUAAAAGUUUUUAAAAACCGAACUAUACCCUUCCUUAAAGUGCAAAAUUUGAAAAAGACGCAAUUUUCUUCCAAAUGCGUGAAAGAAUGAAUAUUUUCAUGCACGUUCUCCAAGAAGUAUAUCUGAACUUAUAAAGGCAUCAAAAAUCAAUGAGAAAAAUCCGCAUUACUUAAGGGACCAUUUUUACAGCGUGAUUUUUUGCAGUCGGUCCCCGCGUCGUCCGGCGGGGCCUCGUAGCUCAGGUGGUUAGAGCGUUGGCUGCGCUAAAGCCUUCCCCUUACUGCGUGGGUUCGAAUCCCCUCGAGGCGCCGAGUUUUUCACAGUUGGGUCAAUAUGAAUUAUUCGAAAUCUGCCAAAAUAUCAAUGAAUUAUGCGAGCCUGGUAGUCAGCUGGUGGAUUUUAGGUGAAUUACUUAGGAAAUCCUGCUUGGGCAGUCAACUUACCGUAUCAGAUUUGGUGGAUUCCAGACGUUGCAGUAGGUUGGGCGGGUAACUUGACCCAAAUGUGAUUAAACUCGCGUCGUCCGGCGGGGCAUCGUAGCUCAGGUGGUUAGAGCGUUGGCUGCGCUAAAGCCUUCCCCUAACUGCGUGGGUUCGAAUCCCACCGAGGCGCCGAGUUUUUCACAGUUGGGUCAAUAUGAAAGAAUUUCGUUCAAAAGCUGGCGUCCCGAAGCAACUGAUAUAUUUCGGAAUUAUGCUGCAUGGUAAUUAAUAUUACAACCCCACUCAAGCAAUCUUUUCAAGUUAAAAAUGUAUUUCUGAAUUUUGGUUGACAGUUCACGGUUAGCACACCUACUGUACAUAUUACAUUAUGAUACAGGUAACUGAAUUAUUAUGGGAUUACGCUGCUCGGUGACUAAUAUUAAAACCCUAUUUAAACAAUCUUUUCGAUUUGAAAACGCAUUUCAGAUUUUUGGUUAGCAUUUCACGAGUUAGCACCACAACUUCAGGUGCAACGGCAGAUCGAGUUCAUAAUUAGUCCGAAAUUGGAAAAAGUUUUCUCAAACCUAAUGACGCUCUUUCUCUCAGUACAGAAUUUGAAGAAGGAAUGAUUUUCUACCAAAUGAGUAUGAUAAAUAGUAUUUCUGGGGGUUUCUAUGAAAUAUGUUUGAAUUUGUAAAAACAUCAAAAGUCGAUGGUAAAAGCGCACACGGUACAUCUGUAGUCUUUUUUACGAAAUGCGGUUUUUGCAGAUGGUUUAAAGAAAGUGCCCUUAAAAGAUAUCACUCCAAUUUGUCAAAAUAACACAGGAUUGCGUCGUCUAAGGAAAAACGCAUCUCCCGAUUUUGGUUAACAGUUUAUGAGACUGGUUACUAACUGUGCCUGUGUGGACUGUGGACGUCUACUGACCACCUUCUAUUUCAAAUUUAAUAUACAUCUGCGUCUAAAGGAAAAACGGAUUGCUAACCAUAUUUAAGUAGAUCUAAGCGGAGGGUGUGUUUUGUUAUUUCAGAAAUUCCUGCAUUAUCUUCAAGCUGAGAUGCAAAGCGCUGAGAUGGCUUGCGAGGAGGGACUUAGGUGCAGCGAACGCUGGUCGGAGGAGUGGGAAAUGAAUCGGCAGUUGAUUCUGGACCUUAAUCCCCUACGGAAGAACCAGAAUAUUCCAAAGACACCCUAA